AGAACGAUGGCUGGAUAUGCAGGGGCUACUCCGGACGAAGAAAGCCUCUACAGUGGAAAUAGAAUCCAACCUUUUGCCACCACGCCAAUGGCAGAGGCACUUAAGAACGAGGAAGGGAAGACUAAGCAAAUUACAUUGAGAGAAAUAUUGGGCUUAGAAGACCUUCUCUCCUUGACGGUAUGGAGAGCAUCAGUAGCAGAGCUAUUGGGAACAGCUGUUCUUGUUUUUGCUUUGGACACCAUAGUGAUUUCCACUAUUCAGACAGGGACAAACAUGCCCAACCUUAUACUGUCAACCCUUGUUGCCAUCAUUAUCACAAUUCUCCUACUAGCUACCUUUCCCAUUUCUGGUGGCCACAUCAAUCCUAUCAUCACCUUCGCUGCAUUCUUGACUGGCCUUAUUUCCCUCUCAAAAACUUUUAUCUACACAUUGGCCCAGUGCGUUGGUGCCAUUUUUGGUGCCCUAGCACUGAAAGCUGUGGUAAACAGCGAAAUUGAAAAAACCUUUUCACUCGGAGGCUGUACCCUCACAAUUGUUGCACCAGGGCCACAUGGGCCGACUGUGAUAGGCUUGGAGACAAGCCAGGCCCUUUGGCUGGAGAUAAUUUGUGGGUUUGUGUUUCUUUUUGCCUCAGUGUGGAUGGCCUUCGAUCAUCGCCAAGCCGAGGGCAUAGGCCGAGUUAGUGUUUUCAUCAUCGUGGGAAUAGUCUUAGGCCUUCUCGUGUUUGUUUCCACCACAGUCACUGCUACGAAAGGUUAUGCAGGGGCAGGGCUGAACCCAGCUAGGUGUUUGGGUCCGGCGAUUGUAAGAGGAGGUCAUCUUUGGAAUGGGCAUUGGGUGUUUUGGGUUGGACCAGCUAUUGCAUGCGUGGCCUUCGCCGUGUACACGAAGAUCAUUCCUCGCCAACUUGCCCACACCAUAGAAUAAAAGCAUUAAGCAGAAAUCUUUGUUUCAUGUUAUUUUUCAGAUGUUAAAUUUGAUUGUGAAUAUCUUCUGUAAUGAUUGAUGUAAUAAGAUCACCAUGUCCGACCUAUUAAGUCUAUUUAUUAUUAUGCUUGAUUCAAGAAUGAUCUCUCA
Populus euphratica (Euphrates poplar) is the source of this 1077-nucleotide messenger RNA. RefSeq names its product aquaporin AQPAn.G-like. Gene Ontology annotation, biological process: transmembrane transport. The coding region runs from base 7 to 927 and encodes 306 amino acids. Lineage: Eukaryota; Viridiplantae; Streptophyta; Magnoliopsida; Malpighiales; Salicaceae. Gene Ontology annotation, molecular function: channel activity. The record is from RefSeq and is a predicted model, not a curated record. Gene Ontology annotation, cellular component: membrane. The transcript is spliced from 3 exons.